Camelina sativa (false flax) is the source of this 561-nucleotide messenger RNA. NCBI's taxonomy places the organism in Eukaryota, Viridiplantae, Streptophyta, Magnoliopsida, Brassicales, Brassicaceae. The record is from RefSeq and is a predicted model, not a curated record.
UAAUGAUGCAAUGAGUGGGUUAUGGGCCGGAUUCGGGUGGGCUCGGCGAUUCCACAAAAGAAAGAAACGCCUCGGACUGGAACUCACCUCUCUCUCUCUCUCUCUCUCUCUCUCGGUCGUCCCGUUCGUUCAUAGAGAGCAGCAUAAAACCUACAUUAUAGUGGGUUCGCUUGAUCCACCGAUUUUGAGAUGGCUGGUGGUGAGCAAGAGGAGAAGCGAGUCAAAUACAAGAGCUCUAUCAAAGAUCCAGGAACUCCUGGAUUUCUCAGAAUUAACGACGUGAUGUUGCUCUUCGUCCCUAACGAUCCCAAAUCAGAUUCAAAGCUCAAAUUGCAGACUAAAAACAUCAAAAUUCAUAAAAAUACCAAAGAAUCAUCUAAUAAACCUCCUUGGCUCUAUCUCACUACCUACCAGGGACGGAAUCAUAUCUUUGAGUUUGAAAAUUAUCCCCACAUGCAUACUUGCCGUGAUUUCGUCGGUAAGCUCCCAUCUACCCUUUUUUUUGCUUUUAUAUUGGUUGGGAGAACUAUUUAUUUCUCUUGUUGUUUAAUCUUCAAAUAA